Messenger RNA from Danaus chrysippus (African queen), 279 nucleotides. The record is from the annotation of a GenBank genome assembly. NCBI's taxonomy places the organism in Eukaryota, Metazoa, Arthropoda, Insecta, Lepidoptera, Nymphalidae.
UUGAGCGCAAACCGAUCGCUAUCGUGUGAACAAUGCCGGCCAAUCGGCAGCUACGAUCUACUGAGCCCGCCAUUGGCCGUCACUGGCCGUCACUGGCCGCCAUUGGCCGUCACUGGCCGAGAGCGGCCACCGGCGCACGCGCACAAUGCACUGAAAUCUGAAACUCGGGUUUCGGAUGCCACAUUCGAUCCGGCUCGAAGGACCAUUAUUUCAGUCGCCAUUGUGGUUACAUCGCCAGCACGUAGACGAUUGGUCAUGGACUCAAACUUUACACUUUAA